This is a messenger RNA of Aspergillus thermomutatus, 1362 nucleotides long. RefSeq lists its product as uncharacterized. Gene Ontology annotation, biological process: alkaloid metabolic process. Bases 1 to 1362 code for a protein of 453 amino acids. The transcript has a single exon. The record is from RefSeq and is a predicted model, not a curated record. NCBI's taxonomy places the organism in Eukaryota, Fungi, Ascomycota, Eurotiomycetes, Eurotiales, Aspergillaceae. Gene Ontology annotation, molecular function: transferase activity, transferring alkyl or aryl (other than methyl) groups.
AUGAAGAUGACUAUACCAUCGAUUCCUGAAACUAUCCCCGAGAACUCCGAGCUGAAAGGCAAAGCGCCCCUGCGAGAUAUCUCUGGCAUUCCCGCCAACCCACGACAAACUAUCCGUACUCCCUCUUGGGAUCUCACGUCCACAUGGCUGAUCGGCGCCAACGACGACAUCCGUGCCUGGUGGGACUGCAUCGGUCUCCAAGUGGCCAUUCUCGCCGAUGAAGCGGGAUACAGCGUGGCUGCGCAGACGGAGAUCCUCUUGCUGCUGCACUCCAUAGUGCUAUCGAAUAUGGGCAGAUUCCCUCCAGUAGUACAGGGCAGACCAGCCGUGCAGUACAGCUGGAAAUUCAACACGGACAACUAUGACCACCCGGUCAUCACCCUCACCGUUGAAGCACCCGGUGAGCAUGCAAAGGGCUCCAGCAGUAUGACCCGUCACCAUCUCCAAGCCACGCAGAGUAUUGUGGAGCAGCUGUCUGCGCAACUACCCCCGGUCAGCCUCAAAUGGUACCGGCAUUUCAUGGCUGCGUUCCAGAUUGACCAUCAUACGGACCACUCAAGCCAUCACCGGACGUUUCUCAGCACAGAUACCACCCGUCCCCGGAUGCCUCUCUCUUUCGAGUUUACAGACACCGGCGUCAUCCCAAAGGCCUACUUCUACCCUCCUGCGCAAGCGCACGAGAGGAAACCGUCACUGGCCAUAUUCACCGACGCUAUCCGGCCCAUAUGUGAGACCAAUCCUCUCCCAGCUUUUGAAGAGCUGGUGGCGUUUGUGAAUAAUCAUCCAGUGGGGGUGACUCUCAACCCCGAGAUGCUGGGUAUGGACUGUGUCGAGCCCGCGCAGUCCUCGCUGUAUCUCCAUGCGAGCACGCCGGUAACGAACUUUGAGAGCAUCAUUGCCAUCAUGACGCUCGGUGGACGCGCGCACGGGGUGGAUAUGGCGAUCAUGGAGCUGUGGGAGCUGCUGUGUUUGAUCUUGCGGCCGAAGAGUCGAGAUAGGACGUUCUCAUGGGGCGAUGAGUUGCCCGUGUGGAAUGUACAUGGGCAGGACGAUGAAGAGCAGGGACUGAAGUACUGUUUUGAGAUUAUGCCUGGAUCAGAAGUUCCCGAGGUCGCCAUCUACAUCCCGGUUGUACGAUAUGGGCGGGCAGAUGAAGAUGUGGCGAUUGGAUUGGAGAGGUUUCUGAAGAAGAGAGGACAGGCGCAGUUUGCCGAUGGCUUUUGGAGGGUCCUAGAUAUGCUGAGUGAGGGUAUCACGGAUUCUCGACGGGUUGUAACGCAUAUCGCGUGUUCCCUUCGCGGUGAGUCAUUAGAGGUGACUUCGUGCCUGGCGCCUGGGAUUCUGCGCUCGCGAGAGGAUUGA